Molecule: messenger RNA, 1245 nt
Organism: Venustampulla echinocandica
Lineage: Eukaryota; Fungi; Ascomycota; Leotiomycetes; Helotiales; Pleuroascaceae
Product: putative ATPase family AAA-containing protein 1
Exons: 4
Coding region: 1-1245 (414 amino acids)
Cellular component (GO): mitochondrial outer membrane
Molecular function (GO): ATP binding; ATP hydrolysis activity
Source: RefSeq, a predicted model, not a curated record
AUGGGGGAGAACUCUAGGAAAUAUGGCUUGUUACAAGAUCUCCUGCUGAUGGGCGUCUCUACAUUUGCCAUGUACUAUGUUGCCAGAGGUGUAAUAUCAAGCCUGCCUAUGUCACAAGAUCACGAGAAGGACCAACAGGACCAAGCUCGCCUCAAAGCUGCUGCGCAUCUACGGAAGCUACAAAGGUCAAGGGACGACUCCGGCGAGUCUGGUUCGGACGAUGAUUCGAGAGGCCGGAAAUCGCGGAUACGCAAAGAAGAUAUCGAGUUGAACCAAUAUGAGAGUCAGAUAGCUAUGGAGGUUGUGGCUCCAGAAGACAUACCAGUUGGAUUUGAUGAUAUUGGCGGCCUUGACGAUAUUAUCGAAGAGCUGAAGGAAGCCGUUAUAUAUCCCUUAACAAUGCCCCAUCUAUAUUCACAUUCUUCGGCGCUCCUGGCUGCGCCUUCUGGGGUUCUACUGUAUGGCCCUCCUGGUUGCGGUAAGACAAUGCUCGCAAAGGCGCUGGCACAUGAAAGCGGAGCUUGCUUCAUCAAUUUACACAUCUCGACUUUAACGGAUAAGUGGUAUGGCGAUUCAAACAAACUCGUCCGGGCCGUCUUCUCGUUGGCCCGAAAGCUUGAGCCUACCAUAGUGUUCAUCGACGAAAUUGAUGCUGUCCUCGGCCAGAGACGGAGCGGAGAGCAUGAAGCGAGUGGAAUGGUGAAGGCAGAAUUCAUGACUUUGUGGGAUGGCCUCACAUCUGCAAAUGAGAAGGGCGUGCCCGCGAGAAUCAUGGUUCUUGGCGCUACCAAUCGAAUCCAGGACAUCGAUGAAGCAAUCCUUCGAAGAAUGCCUAAAAAGUUCCCAGUCUCCUUACCGUCGAAGUCGCAGAGACUGCGAAUUCUAGAACUUUUAUUGAAGGGAACUAAGACCGAUCCAGAAAACUUGGAUAUGGGCUUUUUGACCCGGGCGAUGGCCGGCAUGUCUGGAAGUGACAUCAAAGAGGCAUGUAGAGAUGCCGCGAUGGUUCCGGUACGUGAGUUUAUCCGAGAGCAGAGACAGCGUGGGGUUGCUAUGGCUGGUGUACGGGCAGAAGAAGUUAGAGGACUUCGAACAGAGGAUUUCUUCGGAACGAAGGGCGGCCAACUCUUCUUAGAGAAGCACGCAAAAUCACCCAGCAAACGCUCAAAAGUGAAGUCAGAAGAAUCUAGCGACGGAUAUGAGGAUGCUGAAGAUCACGAGAUCAUAGCGGAAUCGAUGGAUUAA